Molecule: messenger RNA, 1383 nt
Organism: Acanthosepion pharaonis
Lineage: Eukaryota; Metazoa; Mollusca; Cephalopoda; Sepiida; Sepiidae
Source: the annotation of a GenBank genome assembly
AUGUCUCAGAGAUCUCUUGAUUAUUUUAUAAAUCCAUCAAACUUGCUUUACAUAAUAUAUCUACUUCAUUUUGCUCAAUAUCUACUUCAUUCUGCUCAUCAUCUAUCUCUCUCCUUCUGCACAUCAUCUAUCUCUCCUUCUCAUUAUCUAUCUCUCCAUCUCAUUCUUUACUUUCUUCUCUUUCUUUUUAUUUCUUUCACUUCUCUCUAUAUGUUUAUAUCAGUUCUUUUUAUUAUUUCACUUUUCCAUUGCCUUUUUUCUUCAAUCUAUUUUCCUAUUCACCUCUGCUUAUCUGGUUUUGUCUUUGUCUUUACCCUUUUGUUUUUGUUUUCAUCUUCUCUCUUUUUUAUCCCUUUUCACUUUCUUUGUCUCCUUUCCCUUUUCACUUUCUUUGUCUCCUUUCCCUUUUCACUUUCUUUGUCUCCUUUCCCUUUUCACUUUCUUUGUCCCCUGUUCUUUUUCUAUUCUAUCUUUCCCUUUUAUUUUUUCCUCCUGCUCAUUUUGUCUUUCUUUUAUGCUUGCCCUUUUUCUUUCUUUUUUCUCCUUUACUUUUUUCUUUCUUUUUGUAAUUUUCUCUUUUUUCUUCUUUCCCCUUUGUCUUUUUUCCACCUGCUCUUUUUCUUUCUUUUCCUCCUGUUUCAUUUGUUUUUUUUUCUGUCCUUUUUUUCUAUCUUUCUUUCUUUUCCGCCUUUGUCUUUCUUUUCCUCCUCUUGUUCUUUUUGUCUUUCUUUUCCUCCUCUUGUUCUUUUUGUCUUUCUUUUCCUCCUCUUGUUCUUUUUGUCUUUCUUUUCCUCCUCUUGUUGUUUUUGUCUUUAUUUUCCUCCUCUUGUUGUUUUUGUCUUUCUUUUCCUCCUCUUGUUGUUUUUGUCUUUCUUUUCCUCCUCUUGUUCUUUUUGUCUUUCUUUUCCUCCUCUUGUUCUUUUUGUCUUUCUUUUCCUCCUCUUGUUCUUUUUGUCUUUCUUUUCCAUCUUUCUCUUUCAUUUUUAUUUUUCUCCUUUCUCUUUUGUCUUUCUUUUUCUCACUUACAGUGGAUCUUUAUUUUCCUCUUUUCUCUUUGUUCUCCUCUUUCCUUUUUGCUUUUGUUUUCUUCCUUUUCUGUUUUUUUUUUUUUUCCUUUCCCUUUUGGUUUUGUUUUGCUCUUUUCAAUUUUGUCUUUCUACUUGCCUCUUCAUUUCUUCUCUUCCUUUUUUCUUCUUUUCCAUUUUUCACUCUUUUGUCUUUCUCCUUUCCCUUUUAAUUUCUUCCUCUUCCUUUCUUUUUCCUUUUCAUGUCAUCUCCCCUCUUUCUUUUUCACCUAUUUUUUUGUUCUUCACCUUUAAGUUCAAUUUCUCGCUCUCUUCCCACUACCACCAACCAACGUUUUAUUUUGCAAAAUUUCAUUAA